AUGGAUACAACAACAGGUUCGAUUGUUGUUUCACCAUCAAAACCACGAUCAUCUGUUGGUUCAGUUCAAAUCUCUCCUAAUAAUUAUGUUAACAUUCACAAUCAGUCAUGCAAUCAUUGUGAUCAAAGUCGGUAUGAAAUAUGUAAUGUGAACAGUUCAACUUGUCAAUGUCCACCAUUUACAUAUUGGAAUAAUGGAAUGUGUAUGACACAAUUAUUUCAAGGUCAACUAUGUUCAAAUACAUAUGCUUGUCGGACGGAUCUCAAUCUUUCAUGUCAGCCGACCUGUAACUUUACUUAUCAAUGCUCUGCUUCUCCAACCGCAGGUAUUGGUUUGACAGUUGCUGGUUUUUGCAAUGGCAGUACAGAUGCAGGUACACUUGGUGUGAUGGGUCCUUGGGGUAUUUAUGUUUCACCAUUCGAUGGAAUUUUGUAUGUAACUAAUUUCGAUGUUCCUCGAUUUCAAUCAUUUUUACCAUUCUCACGUAUUGGAUCUACGAUUCUCUCUAACGGACUCAAUUCGCCUGAGGAUGUGUUUGCUGACAGUUCACACAAUAUAUACAUGACGGAAUACACCAUUAAUCAAGGUAUAAUGUACAUUCAACGACUAGGAAUGAAUCUUACAAGUUUUCCAGCAAUAGGUCAAUCAGACUCAUCCUGUUCUCUAACAGGAUUAAAAUCAGUUGAUGGCGUAGUUGUUGAUCGAGUCGGUAAUAUUUACGCAUCACUAUCUACUUGUUCUAUGAUCGUAAAAUGGGCACCAAAUAGUACUGCAGGUCUACUCGUUGCUGGAUAUCCAGGAUAUUAUGGCACUGAUAGUAAUUCAUUAGAUUGGCCUCGAUUUAUGCAUUUAGAUGAAGAUCGAGCGGCCUUAUACGUUGCUGAUAGUUAUAACAAUCGCAUUCAAAAAUUUAUAAUAGGCGGCAACGGAACAGGAAUAACAGUUGCAGGUGGAAAUGGAGCGGGAACGAAUCUAAACCAACUGAGUCGUCCCUCAGGUGUUUGGGUCACACAUAAUGGUCAAACUCUUUAUAUUGCUGAUAGCAAUAAUAAUCGUGUGAUGCGAUGGAAUAUUGGAGAUACACAAGGAUCGGUUGUAGCCGGCAGUGCAACUGGUGUUGCGGGUAGUACCAAUACACUUCUUUCAUAUCCAGGUGAUGUGGCACUUGAUCCUACUGAAACAUAUUUAUAUGUUUCUGACUAUUAUAAUAACAGGGUGCAACGGUUCAUUCUUCAAUGA
Adineta steineri is the source of this 1239-nucleotide messenger RNA. The record is from the annotation of a GenBank genome assembly. Lineage: Eukaryota; Metazoa; Rotifera; Eurotatoria; Adinetida; Adinetidae.